Molecule: messenger RNA, 1744 nt
Organism: Mesocricetus auratus (golden hamster)
Lineage: Eukaryota; Metazoa; Chordata; Mammalia; Rodentia; Cricetidae
Gene: Rragd
Product: Ras related GTP binding D
Exons: 7
Coding region: 139-1338 (399 amino acids)
Biological process (GO): positive regulation of TOR signaling; cellular response to amino acid stimulus; regulation of autophagy
Cellular component (GO): lysosome; Gtr1-Gtr2 GTPase complex; nucleus
Molecular function (GO): GTP binding; GTPase activity
Source: RefSeq, a predicted model, not a curated record
UCCGGCAGCGGCGGCGGGGAGGGGGCUGGGCGCCGCUGCCGCCCCCAGCGCCACCAGGCUCGCCCGGGGAGGUGCGGGGUUGGGGGGUGUGUGUGUGGGUUCGGCCCACGCGGGACGCUGGAGCCGAGCGUGGGCGUGAUGAGCCAGGUGCUGGGCAAGCCGCAGCCGCAGGGUGAGGAUGGCGGCGACGACGAGGAGGAGGAUGAGCUGGUGGGGCUGGCGGGCUACGAGGACGGGCCCGGGUCCUCGGACGCCGAGCUGGACAGCGGGCCGGAGGAGGGAGUUCUGGACUUCAGCGACCCCUUCAGCACCGAGGUGAAACCCAGAAUCCUGCUCAUGGGUCUCAGGAGGAGUGGCAAGUCGUCCAUACAGAAAGUCGUCUUUCACAAAAUGUCCCCGAGUGAGACCCUGUUCCUGGAGAGCACCAACAAGAUCUGCAGGGAAGACGUCUCCAACAGCUCCUUUGUCAACUUUCAGAUUUGGGACUUCCCGGGGCAGAUUGACUUUUUUGACCCCACCUUUGACUAUGAGAUGAUCUUCCGUGGAACGGGGGCAUUGAUCUUUGUCAUCGACUCCCAGGAUGACUAUAUGGAAGCACUGGCCAGGCUGCACCUCACAGUGACCAGGGCCUACAAAGUAAAUACUGACAUUAACUUCGAGGUGUUCAUUCAUAAAGUGGAUGGUCUGUCAGAUGAUCACAAAAUUGAAACCCAAAGAGACAUUCACCAGAGGGCAAACGAUGACCUUGCCGAUGCUGGAUUAGAAAAAAUUCACCUGAGCUUUUAUCUGACAAGCAUCUAUGACCAUUCGAUAUUUGAAGCCUUCAGUAAAGUGGUUCAGAAACUGAUCCCACAGCUCCCGACGCUGGAGAAUCUGCUGAAUAUCUUUAUCUCGAAUUCUGGAAUUGAAAAGGCAUUUCUGUUUGAUGUGGUCAGUAAGAUUUACAUUGCGACCGACAGUACUCCAGUGGACAUGCAGACUUACGAGCUCUGCUGCGAUAUGAUAGACGUGGUGAUUGACAUCUCUUGUAUUUAUGGUCUCAAAGAAGAUGGAGCAGGAGCCCCGUAUGACAAGGAAUCCACAGCCAUUAUAAAGCUGAAUAAUACAACAGUUCUUUAUUUAAAAGAGGUGACAAAGUUUUUGGCGCUCGUUUGCUUCGUCAGAGAGGAAAGCUUUGAAAGAAAAGGCCUUAUUGACUAUAAUUUUCACUGCUUCCGGAAGGCCAUCCAUGAAGUUUUUGAGGUGAGAAUGAAAAUGGUGAAAUCUCGAAAAGCCCAGAGUCGGUUGCAGAAGAAGAAAGGAACUACUCCUAACGGGACCCCUAGAGUGCUGCUGUAGGAGCUGUCAGGAGCCUGCACCCAGACGUGAUGGGGGUGCUGAGCACCACUGCACUGCAGGAAGGAGGCGCCUGGGACACGGACAUAGAUUUGCUAAGGAAAAAGAAUACUCUUUUUAAAAUACAAUCAGCACUUUGAAGUGCUGUACAGUAACCCUGUACAGUAACAAUAAAGCGAACCCCCUCUGAACUCCACUAUAUAAAUGUAAACUUCUAUGUUGACAGAAGAAUCCCCUGCCAGGAACUGUACAUAUUUUGCACUUUUUCAUGUUUUUUCCUCACUGAGAUGAACUUUGAUGACUUUUCUAAACUCUUUUCUGCACUUGGUGUCAAGAAUGUACAUGCUGUAGUCCAUAUGGCUAUCGGAAAUCAAUCCAAAGUAAUACAUUGAUAACGACCUUUUGUAAA